Molecule: messenger RNA, 1545 nt
Organism: Phalaenopsis equestris
Lineage: Eukaryota; Viridiplantae; Streptophyta; Magnoliopsida; Asparagales; Orchidaceae
Product: beta-glucosidase 22-like
Exons: 11
Coding region: 110-1396 (428 amino acids)
Biological process (GO): carbohydrate metabolic process
Molecular function (GO): beta-glucosidase activity
Source: RefSeq, a predicted model, not a curated record
GUAUAGUAUACUGCACUACAUGAUUAAUGCGCUUGAUAUUAUAAUUUAUGUUGUGUUUUCUGGCAAAUUGAUAGAAUGCUCAAGCAUCUUGUAGGAGGACAUCAAGCUCAUGAGUGAUACUGGACUGGAGGCUUAUAGAUUAUCUAUCUCUUGGCCAAGGCUCCUCCCAAAUGGGAGAGGAACAGUGAAUCCUAAAGGCUUGGAGUAUUACAACAAUGUCAUUGAUGAAUUGAUAAAGUAUGGAAUUCAGCCCCAUGUAACCUUGCAUCAUCUGGAUGUUCCUCAAGUGCUUCAAGAUGAGUAUGGAGGAUGGCUGAGCCCAAAAAUCAUUGAUGAUUUCAAAGAACUAGCUGAUGUGUGCUUUAAAGAGUUUGGCGAUAGGGUUUCCUAUUGGACCACAUUGAAUGAGCCCAACAUCAAUGCUUUAGCCUCCUUUGAUUAUGGUUUUUUUCCUCCUCAACGUUGUUCAUAUCCUUUUGGAGUUAAUUGUACAGGAGGCGAUUCCACAGUGGAGCCAUAUAUUACUGUUCAUAAUUACAUCUUGGCUCAUUCUGCAGCGGUUGAGCUGUACAGAACAAAGUAUCAGAGCAUACAAAAAGGACAAAUUGGAAUCAACAUCUAUUCUGUUGGGUUUACACCAUUGACAAAUUCUACCGAAGAUGUUAUGGCAACAAAGAGAGCAGUUGACUUCAUACUAGGCUGGAUAUUUAACCCAAUUAUGUUUGGAGACUACCCUGAGAGCAUGAAAAAAAAUGCAGGCUCUCGGCUCCCAUCUUUCAGUUAUUCAGAAUCUCAAAAAGUGAAGGGAUCAUUUGACUUCAUUGGUAUUAACUAUUACUUCGCAGUGUUUGUGGCUGACAACCCUGGUAUUACCAAGACAGAUCUUCGAGAUGCGAGUUCUGACAUGUUUGCUAUGUUCACAGCCUUCAAGGAUGUUCCACCAGAAAGUCGGCUCCUUCCACCUCGUGAAUUGAUUGAUGAUUUUGAAAGCCUUUGGAAACUGCUGACUUAUAUCAAAAGCACGUACAAAAAUCCUCCAAUUUACAUUCACGAGAAUGGUUAUGGUUUGGGAGUUGUCGACACAAUGAAUGAUGUACGAAGGGCUUCUUUUCUAGGCGGUUUCAUCGGAAGCAUACUUGAUUCUAUCAGGGAUGGAGUAGAUGCGAGAGGAUACUUUGUUUGGACAUUUGUAGAUGCUUUUGAGUUGCUUGCUGGAUAUAAAUCACGAUUUGGGCUAUACCAUGUGAAUUUUGAGGGCAGUGAACUUGAGAGAACGCCAAAGCAUUCUGCUUAUUGUUACCAAAACUUUCUCAAAAAUGGGGCAGCAAUAAUAGAGAAUAGUGCUUUUGCAGAAAUGUUGUGGGCGUAUACGGCUACAUAUCACGUACAGACUUAAGCCACUGCAUUUGAUUCUACUUUUGUGUUGGAGGUGAUUCUGAUUUUAGAAUUUGAGCUGCCAUCAUUAUCUGAAGCCUUAAGUCCACAUACUGGGAAUUUUCUUAGGGCACGUCGUUAUGUCCAUAUAGCCUAAAAAAUAUUAGGUCA